AUGCCGUUUCUUUCGCAAAGGUCUCCAGUUGGUGGUCCGGCCAAGACUAACCAAUGCGACUUGCGGAUAACGCCAGCUACGAUAUCGAAGACUGAAGAUUUAAAGGAACUGCGUCAAAUCCUCAAUCAAUCCAUCGACGAGUUGCUCCUAGCGCUAGAUAACAAUGGUCGAGAUCCACCCUCGUUGCAGCAAUGUAACCCAGAAGCUCUUCUUGCCACUCCAGUUGGAGAGAAACCACGAAGAAACAUUGUCAGAGUGUGUGAGAAAUUGACAACCUUAGUUCAGGGACCUAUGGAUUGGAUGAUGCAAUCGACUGGUGGACACGUAUUUCCCGCUGUUCUCAAUACUGCUAUGGAGCUCAAGCUUCAUCAUCUGGUAUCUACGGAUCCUAGAAAUCCGACGAGCUUGGCAGAUCUGGAGAAGAAAAGUGGCGGAUCUCAAGAGCUGAUCAGCCGCCUGCUUCGCUACUUAACGCAGCGAUUUGUGUUCCAGGAAGUUUCGCCAGGUCAUUACUCUCAUAAUGCAAAUUCAAGUAUCUUACGGCUGCAAGGGGUCGAGGCUCUCAUGGGACUAUGCUCCGAUGACAUAUUUCGUGCAGCCUCAGCUCUCUCAACGGUAAUGAAAGAAAACAGCUUCCAAGUAGACAACGGGAAGAGUGCAUUUUCAAAGGCUUUUCAAACCGAUUUGGAAUCAUUUGAUUAUUACUACCAGAAAGAACCAGAUCGAGGUCGCCGUUUUUCCCUUGGGAUGACCCCCUUCACUGGUUCUUACGCAUCCAGUCUAGCUUUGUUUCCAUUUCAGGACCUUCGCUCAGGAGCCCUCAUUGUCGACGUAGGUGGAGGCAGUGGACACGUCUCUAACGAGAUUGCGAGGGCAAACCCGCAUCUCAAGUUUAUUGUACAGGACUAUGAGGAGCCAAUAUCCAUCGGAAGAACGACCUACAAAGAUUCCGGCUUACCAAUUGAGUGGCAGGUGCACAACGCCUUUCACCCACAGCCUGUGAAAGGAGCCGAUGUGUAUUUCAUGCGGCGUGUGUUGCAUGACCACUCAGACUCUGUUGCAGCUAACGUUUUGAGGAUGAUAGUUGAGGCUAUGGAUAAGGGGUCUCGAAUUCUAAUUGAGGAUAUGAUUGCCCCAGACCUGUACGGUGAAGAUAGCGAGUGGUUCAUCAACCACGCGGACAUUGUCAUGAUGGCGAUGCACAAUGCUCAAGAGCGAACUAUCGCGCAAUGGGAGAGAUUGCUCAAGAAGGCGGAUGAAAGACUUACAAUUGUGAAGGUUUGGAAAGGGGAUGAGGACGCCAGAGGAAACUGUGCCAUUAUAGAGGCUACUUUGAGGAUGUAG
Colletotrichum truncatum is the source of this 1344-nucleotide messenger RNA. NCBI's taxonomy places the organism in Eukaryota, Fungi, Ascomycota, Sordariomycetes, Glomerellales, Glomerellaceae. The record is from RefSeq and is a predicted model, not a curated record.